Molecule: messenger RNA, 597 nt
Organism: Carlito syrichta (Philippine tarsier)
Lineage: Eukaryota; Metazoa; Chordata; Mammalia; Primates; Tarsiidae
Gene: SEBOX
Product: SEBOX homeobox
Exons: 3
Coding region: 25-597 (190 amino acids)
Molecular function (GO): DNA binding
Source: RefSeq, a predicted model, not a curated record
GGCUCCUCGCCAUCUGCCAGCUCCAUGGCCAGCCCUGUGGAGGCAUCCCCAGCAGACCGUGCCAGUAGGUUGGGUCCCCACCGGAGAAAGCGGACCACCUUCAGCAGAGGGCAGCUACUGGAGCUGGAACGGGUGUUUGCAGCUCGGCCCUACCCUGACAUCGGCACCCGUGAGCACUUGGCCCGGGUUACCCGCCUUCCUGAGGCCAAGAUACAGGUGUGGUUCCAGAACCGCCGGGCCAAGAGAAUCAAGAACAGGAAGUUAGGUGGUCUGAGUCCCAGACCUGAGACCCCCCAGAGCUCCUGUUCUCUUCCAGACACCCUCCAGCAGCCCUGGGAGCCCUGGAAGCCGGAUCAGCCUCCAUCCUCCACUGGCACGGCACAGUGUACCUCAACAUGUCAACAUGCCUCCUGUCCAGCUCCUAGCUUGGAUCCAGGGCAGAGCAGGGCAGGGGCUAAAGCCACUGCCUCAUGGGGACCGGCUGGGGUUUCAGGGGUCCACCCUUCUUUGGAGCGAGUUACUCCCCAGACCUCACUGGGCAGCCUGUCUGACCUCAUUUAUGCCUCGGCCAUUGUCACCAAUGUGGACCACACCUAA